Messenger RNA from Diabrotica virgifera virgifera (western corn rootworm), 5622 nucleotides. RefSeq names its product zinc finger protein 271-like. Gene Ontology annotation, cellular component: nucleus. Gene Ontology annotation, biological process: regulation of transcription by RNA polymerase II. The coding region runs from base 1082 to 4213 and encodes 1043 amino acids. The transcript has 7 exons. Gene Ontology annotation, molecular function: RNA polymerase II cis-regulatory region sequence-specific DNA binding; DNA-binding transcription activator activity, RNA polymerase II-specific. The record is from RefSeq and is a predicted model, not a curated record. NCBI's taxonomy places the organism in Eukaryota, Metazoa, Arthropoda, Insecta, Coleoptera, Chrysomelidae.
UUACACCAUGCAACUAAUUGCGCAAUUAAUGGCACAAUUUCUUGCAGCAAUAGAAAUUGCAUCGUGUCAUACGCGAAUUGCACAGAAAAGCUGCAACUCCUUGCUGCAAGAAUAAGUUGCAGCUAAAUAGAACAUGUCCUAUUUUUCAUGCAAUUUUUUCUGCAAUUUGGUUAUAUUUUUAGUAACUUUUAAGGCUACAGUGUUUGUUUUUACUUUUCUGCUGUCAACAAAUAAAAGAUUUUGAUGACAUUGAACUUCUGUCAUCUUAAAUUUCAAACCAAACAAUUUAUUAACAAAACUAGAGGAACUUUUUACCAAUUUCACGCUUCACAGAUAAUAUUAUUCAGGUGAAUAACUUUAAUUAUGCAACAUAGGGAUUAAAAAAACUAUUUUAUUUCUUACAACUUGUUUCCUUUUGUAAAUGAAUAAUAUGUAUUACAUACUUGGAUUAGGUAUUAAUUGAUUUUGUUAUACUUAAUACAUAUUAUAAUUUUCUCAAAUUAUAAUCUAACAUCUUUAAUCUAAUAUCUGAUAAUUCUACUCAAAAAAUUACAUUUAAUUUGUAAAAACAAACAUAACCUAAAAUUUAUGCUAUUUUGUCAAAGUUUCUGUCUAUUUCAUGUCAGUUUAUGCAAUUGUUUGCACCGUGUAAUCACUUUAUUGCAGAAAGUUAGUUGCAACUUAUUGCACAAGUUCUUGCGCAAGAAAUUGUGCAAUUAAUUGCGCAAUUACUUGCAUCGUGUAAAGUGGCUAUAUGAGUAUGUAUGGUUUGUGUUUAAUGUGUUGUUAUUUUGUCAUCCAGUGUUGACAGUGACAGUUCAUUGGUUGUUAUGGUUAUAUUUAUUAUUGUGCUAAUGCCACAUCAUCAACAUAUAUUGCAAAAAUUACAUUAAAAUUUUUAAACAAUAAUAUUAAAUAUUGUUUCAUAAACUAAUAGUAAAAAAUCAGUGAUAUUAUGUUUUGGUUACGUUUUUUUAUUGAGAUAUACACUUUAGUUGGAUUUUCAGGCUAAAUCCACAAAACAAUUAGCAUUUUUUCGGCCUACCCUCUUAUUUCCUAAUUUUCCUAAUUUUUAUUAGCUAUGGCCAACAAAAUCCUGGCUAUGGCAGUAAAAGCUGAUAUUAAGGAUCAUUUUGUUGAAGACGACCCAAGAUAUAUAGAGAGUCAGUUGUCUACAUCCCUGGAUCUGGGGGACCUGAAGAAUGAAGCAGAUUACAAUAACUCAGGUAAGACAAUUAUGGAAAUAAAAGGUAGAAUUAAGGAAGAAUUCGUUGAAGGCAGUGCCAGAUAUAUAAAGGAUCAGUUGUCUACAUCUUGCGAUCUGCGAGACUUGAAGAAUGAGGCUGGAAGUGAAGAUCCAUCAGUUAUGGUGGUAAAAGGUGAAACUAAGGACGAGUUGGAUGAAGGUGAUUCAAGAUAUGUAGAGAGUCAGGAAUCCACCUCCGUUGAUCUGGGCGACUUGAAGAAUGAACCAGAUGAGUCAGGUUAUCUCCAAGAAGAAAUCAAACUGGAAAUUAAUAAGACAUUAAUUGAACAUGCAUCUGACGAAGGAAAUAAUAUCAGUGGAGACGCUGAAGGAAAAACAUUAAACAAAAAUAUGGAAGUAGUGACUGGACAGAGACCUUACAAGUGCAAAACUUGUUUAAAGCAGUUUGGGGACGUACAUAAAUUGAAAACACAUUUGAGAGUGCACACUGGAGAAAAACCAUACACGUGUGAAAUUUGUUUUAAGCAAUUUAGUGCAGCAGGUAGUUUGAAAAGACAUUAUAAAGUGCACACAGGAGAAAAACCAUAUAGGUGUGCAAUUUGUUUUAAACAGUUUGGGGAAGUACAUAAAUUGAAAGUACAUUUGAGAGUACACACUGGAGAAAAACCGUACAAGUGUGAAAUUUGUUUUAAACGAUUCUCUCAAAGCGGUUCAAUGCAAAUCCAUUUAAGAACGCACACUGGAGAAUUAGGUACUUUCUCUUCAGUGCACACAGGAGAAAAAUCAUACAAGUGUGAAAUUUGUUUUGAGCAAUUUAGUGAAGCAGCUAGUUUGAAAACACAUUUGAGAGUGCACACUGGGGAAAAACCUUAUAAGUGUGAAAUUUGUUUUAAGCAAUUUAGUGCAGCAUGUACUUUGAAAAGACAUUUAAGUGUGCACACUGGGGAAAAACCUUACAAGUGCGAAAUUUGUUUUAAGCAGUUUUCUCAGAGAGUUAGUUUGAAAACACAUUUUAGGUUGCACACCGGGGAACAACCUUACAAGUGUGAAAUUUGUUUUAAGCAAUUUAAUGAAGCAAGUAAUUUGAAAACACAUUUGAGAGUGCACACUGGGGAUAAACCGUACAAAUGUGAAACUUGUUUUAAACGAUUUUCUCAAAAAGAUUCAAUUAAAACCCAUUUAAGAACGCACACUGGAGAAGUAGGUACUUUCUCUCCAGUGCACAAAGGAGGAAAACCAUACAAGUGUGAAAUUUGUUUUGAGCAAUUUAGUGAAGCAGCUAGUUUGAAAACACAUUUGAGAGUGCAUACUGGGGAAAAACCUUAUAAGUGUGAAAUUUGUUUUAAGCUAUUUAGUGAAGCAUGUAAUUUGAAAAUACAUUUAAGUGUGCACACUGGGGAAAAACAUUACAAGUGCGAAAUUUGUUUUAAGCAAUUUAGUGUACCAGGUAGAUUGAAAACACAUUUGAAAGUGCACACUGGGGAAAAACCUUUUAAGUGUGAAAUUUGUUUUAAGCAAUUUAGUGAAGCAUGUAAUUUGAAAAGACAUUUAAGUGUGCACACUGGGAAAAAACCUUACAAGUGCGAAAUUUGUUUUAAGCAGUUUUCUCAGAGAGUUAGUUUGAAAACACAUUUUAGCUUGCACACCGUGGAACAACCUUACAAGUGUGAAAUUUGUUUUAAGCCAUUUAGUGAAUCAGGUAGUUUGAAAAUACAUUUGAGAGUGCACACUGGGGAAAAACCAUACAAGUGUGAAAUUUGGUUAAAACGGUUUAGUAUAGCGAAUAGUUUGAAAAGGCAUUUGAGAAGACACACUGGAGAAAAACCUCUCAAGUGUGAAAUUUGUUUAAAGCAGUUUAAUGAAGCAGGUAGUUUGAAAAUGCAUUUGAGAGUGCACACUGGGGAAAAACCAUAUAAGUGUGAAAUUUGUUUAAAGCAGUUUAGUGCACCAAAUAGUUUGAAAAUACAUUUCACAACGCAUACUGGAGACAAACUUCACAAGUGUGAAAUUUGUUUUAAACGGUUUACUCAAGUAUGUAAUUUGAAAAAGCAUUUGAGAGUGCACACUGGAGAAAAACCAUACAAGUGUGAAAUUUGUUUUAAACAGUUUAGUGCAUCAGAAUAUUUGAAAAUACACUUAAAAAGGCACACUGGAGAAAAACGACACGAGUGUGAUAUUUGUUUUAAACAGUUUAUUGACACAAGUAAAUUGAAAAGGCAUUUGAAAGUGCAUACUGGGGAACAACCAUACAAGUGUGAAAUUUGUUUUAAGCAAUUUAGUGAAACGACUACUUUGAAAAGACAUUUGAGAGUGCACACUGGAGAAAAACUUCAUAAGUGUAAAAUUUGUUUUAAACAGUUUAUUGAAACGUAUCAAUUGAAAGCACACUUAAGAACGCACACUGGGGAAAAACCUUACAAGUGUGAAAUUUGUUUAAAGCAAUUUAGUGAAGCGGGUCAUUUGAAAACCCACUUAAGAACGCACACUGGACAAAAACUUCAUAAGUGUGAAAUUUGUUUAAAGCAGUUUAGUCAAGCGGGUCAUUUGAAAACACACUUAAGAACACACACUGGAGAAAAACCUCACCAGUGUGAAAUUUGUUUAAAGCAGUUUAGUGAAGCGGGUCAUUUGAAAUCACACUUGAGAACACAUACUGGGGAAAAAUCCUACAAGUGUGAAAUUUGUUUUAAGCAGUUUAGUGAAGCAAGUAGUUUAAAACCACACUUAAGAACACACACUGGAGAAAAACCUUACAAGUGUGAAAUUUGUUUAAAGCAGUUUAGUCAAACGGGUCAAUUGAAAUCACACUUGAGAACGCAUACUGGGGAAAAACCUUAUAAGUGUGAAAUUUGUUUUAAGCAGUUUAGUGGAGCAAGCAGUUUGAAACCACACUUAAGAACGCACACUGGAGAAAAACCUUAUACGUGUGAAAUUUGUUUUAAGCAGUUUAAUCAGAAUAGUAGUUUGAAAAAACACUUGAGAAUGCACACUAGAAAUACCCCUUAAAUGUGAAAUUUGUUUUAAGCUGUUUUCUCACAAACACUGUUCGAAAAUAUGAUAGUUAUAUAAAUAUCAAAAUAUCAGAUAUACGUACAAUAGAACCCCAAUUAUCCGUACGCGUAUUAUCCGUGCUGUGAUUUUCCAUUAGUCAAAUUCAAUUUGUGAGGGUUUAUCGAAAUAGCUUCACCAUAAAUCACUCUAAGGGCCGGUUGUUCGUACGCUAAUCAACAAUGAUCAUUAUCAAAUAUUUAAUUACUGUCACCAACUGUCAAUGUCAACUUUGUUUGGGUUGCUGAAAACAUAAUUAAUUACAAUAAUUAUGAGAUUUAUUAAUCGAUUAUGUUAAUAAUUGUUAUGUUAAUUGAUUAACUAAUCUCAUAAUUGUAAUCAAAUAUGUUUUCAGCAACCCAAACAAAGUUGACAUUGACAGUUGGUGACAGUAAUUAAAUAUUUAAUAAUAAUCAUUGUUGAUUAGCGUUUGAACAACCGGCCCUAAGGAAACUAUAUACGUCGUGAGGGAGACGCAUAAUGCAAUAUCGAUAGCAACAGUGCUCAGGGAAAUAAUGUCAUCUGCUUGUCAUCUGCCUGUUGCUGACUUCCAAAAUAGCAAUAACUACAGUAAGACACAAAGAGUUAUUUUAACAACUGAACAAAAGCUACUAGAUUUUAAAUAGAAGUGAAAAGGGUUAACAUGUUGCAUCUUUAUCACGAAUCUAUGAAGUUGGCGGGCAAACAAUACCGCAUCUCAAUAAAUCUCUAUGAGUUUACAAACAUUUUAAUCUCAGUUUGACAGUUUUAAAAACAUAUCUGCACGGAAAUCAUUGUAAAGAUCGACUUUUCAACAAGUCGAUAAAGCCCUUUACAACCAAGUGGUUUCUACAGGAAAGAACGGAGAGCGUAACAAUCUAUGGACCAAUGUUUGCUAAGCAAGCUGAUUUUCACGAACACUUGAAAAUCAAAGAACCUUUUAAACUGAUUCAUCUGAAAAUGAAAGUCGAGACGAAAAAAACGAUGUGACGGUAGCGAUCUAAACAGCAAUUAAUUAGGAGGAUGAGGAAGCUGCCAAUAUUAUAUACUAGACUAUUUUGAGUAACGAGAACCUUCAGACCUUGUUGAUAUUUUGAACUUACGAAGAAUAUGUCAGAGGACAAAAAAUUCUAUUAUUUUUAACACAGGCCAAACUGACUGUUCGAACCUAUAAGAUUAAUUUUUUCUGUUAUGUUUUUAUGACAAGUACAUAAUAAAUUUAUAUGUUCGGAUUAUCCGUGUUUUUCAAUUAUCUGUGCCAUGUCCGAUCCCGUGGAGCACGGAUAAUCGGGGUUCUACUGCAUAUCCAAAUAAUGUUGAUAUUUAUUUUGCACAUUCGGUAUUAUGUGUUUUCAUGUAAUAUGUAAUGUAAUAAAUAAUACAAAGAA